UCCUUUACAGACUGAUCCUUUACAGACUGAUCCUAUACAGACUGAUCCUUUACAGGCUGAUCCUUUACAGGCUGAUCCUUUACAGACUGAUCCUAUACAAACUGAUCCUGCACCAGCUGAUCCUUUACAGGCUGAUCCUUUACAGACUGAUCCUUUACAGGCUGAUCCUUUACAGGCUGAUCCUUUACAGACUGAUCCUAUACCGACUGAUCCUAUACCAGCUCCUAUCCUAGACAGCCUGCUAACGGAAGAUUCGGAAGGUUCUGAUGAAGAGAGUGAUCAAAGAGUUGUUCUAUACAGGCAGAAGGUGGUUCAGGAGGAGUUGUCAAGACAUCAUACCCUGCGGCGCGCCGAGAGCCAUGUUCGACGCAAAAGGCUGCACUACCAGCUGGAGAGGAUCGCUCGCAAGCGCCAUCUACUGGACGCUAAGAGGGAACUGCAGAGGCUAGAGAAGGCCCUGCCACCUGGACUAGAGAGCCCUGUGUCUCCUGGCCUGGGGUCCCCCUCAAGGUCAAGAGGACGUCAACCUGUUUUGCGCAGGCAUUCUGUCUCAUCAGACCUGCUCUCCCGCUUAUACCCCCAACACACCCCAAUCUUCAGCCACUUCCUGAAGAGAAACAGACUAUCUGAACUGACAUUUGGAUCCAUCUGUUCCAGACAGUGGGUGUCUGAUAAAUGUCUUCCACGCGAGAGGACAAGGAGUCGCUCCAACACAUUCUCCUCAGGAACACAACACAGUAGUCAGGUGCAUGGGUACAGGACUAGAGCAAGUUCCUCAGAGAACCUCAAGCCGCCUGUGAAGGAGGAGGCUCUAAUUCAGCCGCCAUGCCAUGAAAGACCUGAGAGGAAACCACUGCUUCCAAAACAUGGACUUGAAUUUACAUUCAAGAACAAUCAGAACCCAUCACCAUCACCAAAUGGAGCGACCCUACAGUCAAGCAGUAAUGUCAUCAUAAAGGGACCCACAGUUACAGUAAGCGAAUCUAUCAGGCAGACUCAGCGGGCUCCAUGUCAGGGAGUGAAGAGCCUUCCCCGUGGUAGUAGCAAAGGCUUGGAAACGAUCCAGAAGGUCUUAUCACGCUCAGUCGGCCCUGGGAUAAAGACACCGUUAGCCAGGGUGUUUAGAAAACCACCAUCAGGAUUGAGUAUUGGAGGCAGAGGGACCAAGCCUAGUGGUAAAACAGCAAGCCGAUUUCACUGGAAACUAAAGCGAGGUGUUGAAGGCGUCAAGAUGAGCAGGAAGAAAUGCACGAUGAAAACAACUGUCUCAUGUGAGGACCUUGAUCAGAAGAAUCCUUCACAUGAUUGUGGGUGGAGACAAAGAUGGUGGCAUAGUGCAGAGACUCUGAUGAACCAGACCAGCACCCUAAGGUGGGUGGAGAGACCGCAGGGAUUGGGACUGGCAGGAUCGGAGAAGUAUGACGGUGAGGAAGAAGAGGAGGGUGACCAAUCCUCAGACUGUGACAGCUUGUUCUCUGUGGACUCCCUGUCCUCAGUCUACGCUACAGUCCUGGCAGAGCAGCUGAAGCAGGAGGAGGCUAUCCAGAGCGAAGGAAAGAGUGAAGACAGUCAGAUGUCAAAGGACUCACUGGCUAUGAAGAGCAGAGGGAAGCAUAUUGCAGCAAGGCCUGCACAGAGACGGACUGUGGUAGUACCCAGUCACUCUGUGGUGAGGGGUUGUCUCAAUCCCUCGAUUGGAAAAACUAUAAACAUGGCGUCGGAGAUUCAGCCAACUAAAGAGGGAAGAGAAGACAUUGAGAAACCUAAUGAAAUGCCAGCAGAGGCUUCCUGGAGCCAUCAUGGCGGUCCUAAAACCCGAGUCAAUAAAGCAACCGGCGCAACAAGGGAAUCACUGUACCAAAAUCAGCCAGCAAAAGAACCCAGGUGUAGGGACCCUGUAUCAAAGCUGAGUGAAGAGCUUGGACAUGUCCACACCAUGUUGACCAGCAGCCCUUGCUCUCUGAGCAGCUGUAGUGUGGGGGAACCAGAGAGUUUGCUAGUGCUUACAGAUGCAUGGUCCUACACUGAUGCAGCAGAUAGUCCUAGGAUCCUUAGGGACUCUGCCGUGUUGAGGAGGAGGAUGGUAUUUAGUCAUGGUGCGUUGGACAGCAACAGUAGUCCUAGCCCCAUCAGUGUGGAUCUGUCUGACUGUCAGUGUGGAUUUAGAUCCACUGCAUCCUAUAGCUCUGCAUCUACCGACAGCACAGAGGGCGAACAUGUUCCAGUAGAGGAACAAAGACUUGGGGUUUCAACUGAUUCUUUGAAUUUCCCUGAUUCUCAGCUUCUCCAAAUGUCACCGCUACGUUUGAUGAUGCCAUUGAAUCAUGAGGCGGUGUGUUGUAAGGGCUAUUUUGAACGUCAGUUAGUCAUUUCAGAAGGUUUGCUGAAGGGAUCUAUUAAUGAUCCAGGUUUACACCAAAAUCAAAGUAGAGAUGUCUCAGCAGAGCUUCAUUCACAUAGAUCUGCAUGUGCUCCAACCAUUGACUAUACGAUUCAAUGCACCCCAUCAACAUCAACAUUGGAGGCUGACAUUUUUCAUGGGCCUCAGAUGCAGAAGGUCACAUUAUCUCCAGAAGUGAUGUUUGUGGGAGUAGCAGACCUAACAAACUACACCGAUACUAGUUUGUCUACCUACAGUCAUCUGUCAAAAGCCAGUCUGUUAACUUUCCCUAAAAUUGAAGGUGAGAUGUUGAAUGAGACACCUGCCAUCGAAAGUGCCCCAAAUAAUUAUUCUGGAGAUAAUGAACUAUGCAAUUUAGAUGGAGACAUGGAAGAAGUCAGAGAAGAGGAGUUUUGCGAAGCAAGCAAUACCAAAGACAUAUCACUUGAAAGUGAGUUUAAAAUUCUGCAAAAGCUUGAAGCCAAAGUCACAGAGCAGGACUGUGUGUUGCCAGAGCAGGACUGUGUGUUGCCAGAGAAGGACUGUGUGUUGCCAGAGCAGGACUGUGUGUUGCCAGAGAAGGACUGUGUGUUGCCAGAGAAGGACUGUGUGUUGCCAGAGAAGGACUGUGUGUUGCCAGAGCAGGACUGUGUGUUGCCAGAGCAGGACUGUGUGUUGCCAGAGCAUGAGUUUUUCAAGGUGUCUUGUAAAAAUUCCAUAAAGAAGAACAAAGGCCUGCAGGACAGUUUCAUUGGCAGCUUGAAAAUUCCAAAGAGGAACAACAGAGGGGACUUCGCAGCGUUGUCUACUGUAACAGUCAAGAACAGCCAGGAAGUUAUUUCACCAGAUGACAACAAUAACACCAGUGAAUUAAAAGACAAACAAACUUCCUCUUCAGUCGAUUCAUUUAAACUAAAUCUGAGCUGCAAUGAAGGUCACUUCCAACGAGAUACCUCGGCUUUAGUAGCAAUGUCAGUGUCUGUGCACAUAUCCCAUGAAAAUCUCUCUCCAUGUGGCCAUAAAACCAUUGACACGGGUGGCCAUAAAGAGUCUCCUUUUGGAGAGAAGGCCGUUAUUGAAAAGAGAAGAGAAGUAGAACAAGUUGAAGAAAGAGAAUUUCAAGGGCGGGGUGAAAAGCUAAACUCAGGAAGCAAGAGAAGAGAAGUAGAGAAUGUUAGAUUGGGACAUCACCAUGGCGAUAGUAACUGUAGUACAUCAGACCACCGAAUCUCAGAGGUGAUGAAGGAGGAUAUGAGGAUGUUAUUUAUAGAUGGGGGUGGAGACAACAGUAACAGUGAACUGGACAGUCAGAGUAGUCAAAUCCUUAAUGCCUUGCCAACAAGCAAUCCUAACAAAUGCGAUUCACCAAAAGGUCUACAAGCAGUGAAGGAUCAUCAAAUAGCUGAUGAUCCACUGGUAAUCAUUAAGCCAGGCUCUUGUUCAACAUCAGAAAAGUCUUGUAUCGAUUCUGAGAUUCUAAAAAUGGACAACACGACAGACAUGGGAAACAUGAGCCACGGAAAGGUUCUUAGACCCUCUACUUCCAUCAAAUUAAAUUCUAUGAAUCAACUAAGUUUGAUAAGUAAAGAGAAUGAUCCAGACCAUAGGACAAAGAUCUCCUCGGGGUCCCAAUUAAGUAAGAGCUUUCAAGAGAACAUGAGAGAAGUGCAACUGAAAAAUGGAAUAACUGAUGUUGAUGCAAGGGAAUACAAGGGUCAGGAUGCUUCUGGCUGUUCUGUCAUUACACCAAAUGCAAGUGUCAAUUCUGGUGCAGCAUCUUUCACCGUUAAAAGCCAUGAGAUCCAAUUAAGUCUGGCAUUGAACAACCGAGGGAAACCUGAAUACAUCAACAAGCCUGUACUGCUGCCAAUGGGAUGUUCUUCAAUGUCUACUUCCACUUCCACUGCACCCAAAGAAUUCUUACUUUCUCCAGGGAAAGUGUUUGAAAGGGAUGUCCGUUUUUCACAUAUGGAUAACAUAAAGAAAGAAACAGGUCCUGAGAAGUAUCAUCCUCAUCAUGCUUGUCUUAGUAAUAACGAUAAACAAACUGUCAACCAGGCCGCUUCACCUGAGCAAAACCUGAAAUCUAGUGCUCUACAACCUCUCCAGAACUGCCCAGGAACAGUGUCCUCAGUGACUACGCCACCCAAUAUGGCCUUUGCACAUGCAAGGGACCUCAUAAUGGAUUCAGAAUAUGAGGUUCAAGGCGAAAGCAAGAACCAAUGCAAAUUGACCUCAACGGGUGCAAGUGGACAACUUUACUUAAAUGAUUGUCAUCGGCAAGCAGCUGUAGAUUCACUCUCUGAUCAAAUCGGGACUCAAUGUACACCAGAAAACAUUGAGAAGCACCACAACAGUCAACCACUCUCAAAUCAUUUCUGUGAAUCACAGAAGCUACAGGAGAAAGGCAGAAAAAAUCACAUUGAGGUCAGAAAUGAGCUCCAAAAAGACCCUCCCUAUGCAACAAAUCUGAGUCAGGAACUACCACAGUCAAAGUGCUCACUGAGUCAGGAACUACCACAGUCAAAAUGCUCACUGAGUCAGGAAAUACCACAGUCAAAGUGCUCACUGAGUCAGGAACUACCACAGUCAAAGUGCUCACUGAGUCAGGAACUACCACAGUCAAAAUGCUCACUGAGUCAGGAACUACCACAGUCAAAAUGCUCACUGAGUCAGGAACUAUCACAGUCAAAAUGCUCAUCUGAAACUCAGGUAGACAAAUUUCAUAAGACUUGUGUGACCGUCGAUCCUGAUCCUAAAAAUAAACAUCCCAGUGUAAAACACAAAACAUGUCAUGUUGAAAAAUGGCUGAAGAUUCAGUGCAAUGUGGCUAAAAAUGAAGAAGGGUCAAGGACUGAUGGAUCUCUGGCAAAAUCUCCUGGAACCUUGUUUGAUGUACCAAGUAAAAUACAUAGUAUUGGAUCUUCUCCAUCCCAAAUAACACAUGGAAGUAGUGAUGCUAAUAUGAAGAUAUUGGGUGACAUUUGCAGAGAUAUCAUGUCCAGAGAGGGAAAUACCAAAACAUCUAAUUGCAGGCAAUCUCAUCAGUUCUGUGGCAGUAGUGUUGUUCAUUACAAGAAGGGGAAGUCCAAGAGGUUCAGAAGGUCCAAAGCCCAGGCACCUCAUAGCUCAUCCUCUGACUCCACACUCAAGUCUUCCUCAGAUGAAGAAGAGAAAAUCCCUCCCAGGUUGGAUCAAAACAGGUCUUCAUCAACAAGAAUGAAGUCAGGAACUCAAACUAAUGGAAAAUUAGAGGAGAUGAUUCAAUGCAAUGGUGGAGAAAUGUCUCUAGUGAAAAGACAAUCGCCACAGUCAAAAGACAAUCACACUAUGGAAGCUUGUACUGACCAGACCCCAUAUAAAUAUGAUGAUAAAGCUGGAGUUGGCAUCAGUUUGGGUCAGAAAGAACACAGCCCCAAUGGACAAUCACCACAUAUAGAGAAAAGGACAAAUCGGGAGAAAAUCAUGUCUUCCAGUAUCAAAGAAACUGAGAUGUCACACUACACACCAAAGACUCAAGAUUUGCCAAUGCAUUUUGCCUCCAGCGACAUCAAUCCCUUUGCUCACCAAUGGCAAGAAGAAGAGCCAAACCAAAGCUGCUACAAGAACCAGGUGUUUGGAAGUGCCGCUGACAUUUCUUGUAAAUCACCGCUGCUGGAUUCCACUACCAAACACGUCACUAGAUGCUGCAGUGUCGACAAUGGUUUAAACGUGCAGAACUCUCCUUUCAACUCCCACCUGAGCACUUACGCCAACAACAAUGGACUCUCCAGCACCCUGAGCAUCAUGGAGGAAGACUUCAAAGAUCAAACGUCCCUCAAAGCCCAUCUGAAAGAACGUACUAACCAAGUCUCCGGUGUUGACGAUCACAAUCAACAAGUGACUCUGACCAUGAGCUGUAACUCAUCUUCUUGCUACAAUGUAUCUGGAGAUCUUGGUAACAGCACUGGCCAGGUGGAUGAGAUCAUGUUGGUUUACGACUCUUCAGAGCAGGCGUUUCAGGGUAACGGGUUUCAGAGGUCUGAAACAAACACCAGAUGUGACCAGAGCACCCAGACAACCUUCACUCAAGAAAGCACGACUCAGACAACGAUCAAUCAUGGUGAUCUACAGAGGAGAAACAAACGUCACAGAAAGAGCAGCACUCAGGUACCAGUGUUGCCGAAGACCACAGAGGCCUGUAGAGAGACCACCACAUGGGCCAGCCUUCAGAACAUGUCUGAGCAUCUCUCACAGCUGAUAGUAAACACGUCUGAUCUUCUGGGGAAUGUUCAGGGUAUGAGGUCUGGCGAAAGCCUCAAACAUAGCCUGAUAAGAAAUGUUAAAUCUUCAUCUCAUCUGUACUCCUCCACAGAUUGGAUGAAGAGAGACUGCUCAACCAAAACUGCAGUAGAUAUUGGGAUCCAGACCGAAAGGACUUUAACACCCGUUGAAGACGAAAUGUCUAUCCCCCAAACUCUGUCCACAGAGAGGUCCAAAGCCCAUGAAGUUAAUGUGAUAGUCAAAGUGAUUGGCUCAGAAGUUCUCACUGUGUCACAAGACAAAGGGCUUCCUCUUCAACAUCAACUCAAGAAAAACGUGGAUGAUAAUAUUCAGAGCAUGCCUGACCUGCGACUCAAUGGCUCCACUGUUAACCAAAGAUCUAUCUUGGAACCAGAGAGUCUCCCACACAAAGUCCCUUCCCUGGAGACUGUCCAACGCCACAAUCAUUCAAAUCCUGCCAUUCGUCAUAUAAGCAAUGAGGACUGCAAUCCUGAAAGAGUGUCCUCCUCCAAAAGCUUGGGAGUAUCUGAAGUCUGCCAUCAUUUGUCAGAAAUACUCAGACCAGAAUGCCAUAAUAUCUUGAGAAGGAGUGACCCGGGAAUAGGCUAUAGAAAACAAGUGAGCUUCACAGACCGUGCAUGCUCACCCAUUCUCACUGUGCGUCCCAGGGCUGGUUCCAACCAGAGCAGAAUAAAGUAUUUACAGAGUCCCAAAGAAGAACAGAAGUUUGAGACGCAAAAUAGAAGUAAACACCACAUUUCGGACCAGUCAACACCUUGUUUAAGUUACAGCGGACACAAAACAUGCAUGUCUUUCAUAAAGAAUGAUAAGAUAUCAGGACAUAACUCCCUUCAUCUGUGUGACAAGCCAGGUGAUAACUCCACCACAAAAUCAAUGGGAUUGAUAUUCCUCGAGAAUGUGAGUGCCCUCAGCCAUUCAAGACCAAAAGGGCCUGAUGGAUGCUCAGAAAGUCUUAGUUCGUCUAUCGACAAUUACAUCCACAAUGAAACCAGCGUUGUCAUCCAGGACGAAGAAAAGGAAAUGAGCGUAUGGCACAAAACCAGCCAACGUCCAAUAUGGUCCCUUCCUUCUGUUCUAAGCAGUAACAGAGUCGCUAUGCAGAACCACACCUCUCUCAUCUUUAGUCAGACUGUUGAGUCCAAACAGGAGGAGAAAUCCUUCACUACUUUUGGAGAUCAACUAAGCUACAGAAGACAUUCAAUAGAUUCCCACAACAGUAGAUCAUCAGAGCGUCCAGUGGAGCACUUCUCUGGUGCUUAUGAACAAUCCCCUAUCAGUGACAGCACCAUCCAUGUUCAGGAGGAUGACAUGGUGUCGUUGGGCCCAAGCGAGUGCAACACAGACAUUCUAGUGAACACCAACCCAGUCACCCACACUCCCAACUUCCAACACUCCCCACAUCAGCUAGAUCACCAGCGGCUCCCUGAGGACCUACCUGUGCACAACAAGUUCACCAACUGGUCUGGUAUCAGUCAGCAUCCCUCUGAGAUAGGACGGACUAAUAGUUUAAUGAAACCAGCCGUGUAUCUACCUACUGGUCAUGAAGCACAGAGGAACCAGCCAGAGUGGGCUGAGCUGGAGAGCCAGGAGUCAGAGUCCAGCUUGAGUCCAGAGCCCAUGUUCCAUAAGGACAAGAAGACAAGAGAGAUAGAGAGGCUACGUAAAGAGCGCGAGCAGGUCAUGGCUACGGUCCAACUGAACAUGAACCCUCAUCAUCUGACCUUGGAGCUGACUGAAGCCAACCUGCACUACGGUCUGGGAGAGAUGGACACGUUGUUAAAGAUGCUGACAUCUGGUGGAACCAAGGAGGAGGAACCGUCCCCUGUCCCUACCAAACAGCAGCUCUAUGACCAGCACCGGAGGAGCAUUGAGAGUUUGAGAAAGGACAGGGAAGCUCAGCUUCAGACCUGCCGUAGGACUCGCAGCCUCAGCCCCAGCAAGCACCACUUCACCCGGUCCCCUCCUCAACCCAGAUCCCCUCAAAAAGACCCCAGAGUUUCAGCCCUGCCCAGUCGCUGCAGAGGCUACCUUCAACAGCUCCGUCAGGAGGUAGUGACGAGCAGGAUGAUCCCAGAUCCACCCAGAGGAGAGGGUGAAUAUCCCCCUGAGAUAGAGCAUCUUCUGCGUGACUACGGCCGUGCCCGUGAGGAGGCCAUGACAGAGAUAUCCCGUGCACGGGAACGGCUCCGCGAGAGGACAGAGCAGGAGAAAAGACGGCUCCAGCAACAGACUCUGUCUCAGAUGGUCAAUGAUGACUUGCGGUAUCGGACCAGAGUCAGCAGCAGUACACUGUGCACUGGGUCGAGUCUGAGCCUAUCCUCUGGACCAACCUCUGGCUACAACAGUGGCAACACAGCUCAGCUGAGGGAUGGCAGUAGACCCCCACUGACACAGGAGGUCACUGAGGUCCUGGGUGAUGGGCUGAAGGUCAGGUCUCGCCCUCCCAUCUGUGGUUCUCAGAGUGUGAAGACCCAGCGUGCCUGGCUCUCUGCCCAGGAUGUAUGUCUGGAGCCUGGUGUGUCAGGGUAUGACCCUCUGAUGUCAUCCUCACCGUCAUCUCCUACGAACCUACGACAGCGUACCUCCUCUUUUGGCUCCGCCUCGUCCAUAUCGACAGCCUAUCAGGACUUCACUUCCUGUCUGCUUGGUCGAGCUAUGGCUGAGGUGCGCUUGGCUGCUGCUAGUGACAUGGGGAACCUGGUGAUGGGGAAAGCUGCAGCUGGUUGGAGGUACCAGGGCGUGGAGCGAGGUGUCCAGGCCUUCUACAAGCCCUCCUCCAGCCCAUCUGUGCACUGUUUCCUUGGGGCGGUGGAGCUGGAGAGGCCCCUGGCCAGCCUGUGGAGCAUGGUCCGAGACCACUCCAAGACCCACCUGUACCAUGAGGCUAUCCGGUCUGCCUGGACACGACCACUAGAUGACAGCACUCAGUUGGUCUACCUGCUGACAGACCCAUCCAGCUGCCACCUCAAACAGCCCAGAGACUUCUGCUGCAUCAGCACCCAGUCACAACAGGAUGAGCUGUGUGUGCUGGCCAUGCAGUCAGUCUUCGAGGAGUCUCUCCCUCGGCCCAGUGUAGAGGCUGUCCGAGGGGAGAUGUUGCCUAGCGCCUGGGUCCUUCAGACAAUCACACGCCACGUCCGAGAGGUCGUCAGGGUCAUCUACCUACUGCAGGUGGACCUGGGCACUCCAUCCCUUCCUCAGAGACUGUUGGGAUCAGUGGCUAGGAGACAGGCGUCCGUCCUGGCUGAGCUCGACUCCCUUUUCUCUUUGUGAGACUGACAGAAUGGUCAGGGUCGUGUUCAUUAGGCACCAAAAGGAAGAAAACAGACUGAAACAAGGAGGGACUAACUGGACUUUUCCAAUAAGAAAUGCACAUUUUCUUUUUCCGUUGCAAAACAUGUUGCUACAAUGUGCCCCAAUGAACACGACCCAGAUCAACUGUCCAAUUAGAACACAGAUUUCGUCUCUCAUUGCAAAACGUUUUGCUAUGGUGUGCCCUAAAGAACACGCCCCCAGGUUAAUGGUCACACGCGUAAAAGUGAGUACUUAGACGUACGCCCUGAAUCUGAUAUGGGAUCUGUCUCUAUUGUAAUUUGCAAUUUAUUUACUUGAUUGUAUCCUUAUGAAGAGCACUGAUGACAUUGAUUUUGUGAUACUAAGUAUCAUGCAGCUUGUUUAUAUCGAAUCAUAACUGUGUUUUGUGUUUAAAAUGGUUCAUUGAAGACCUGUGUUUAAUGCGUAUGAUUAUACCAAUCUUUUAAGUAUAUUGCCAAAGAUUGAGUGGUCUAGACUGGCUGUCAGGGAGGGUUGAGGAUGUGGCUCCUAUAUUUUACCCAUACAACACAUCUUACUGUGUCACUGCAACUUCUGACCAGGGUAACACCAGGUCCUAAAUGUUUACAAUUCCACAUAUUUUUCAGAAUAACACUGAUUUAUAUCAAAUGCAAAAUGAUCGUUAGUCUCCUGUUGCCCAUUGCUAUAUUUAAUCUAUCUGUAAGCCUCAGUUGUACUACUUCCCUAGUUACUGAUUUAUGAUACAAAGUGAUCAUUUGUCUCCCAUUUCACUGUCCUCCCAGCCUAAGAACUAACCACUUUUAUAAUGACCACUUAGUGACAUAAUUGUUUUCUCCAGCAUCCUGUGUUAAUGUCUCAAGGCACAGCACACUUUACUAAACUCACUACCCAACCUUUAAAAAGCCAUAUUAUGUGUUUUGUUGACUGUUCAGGACAUUAUUUUUCUGUAGUUGUAGUACUGCAGUGUCACAGUAAGAUGGUCCCCAGGGGAACCAAGUAAGCAGGAACUGAUAUGAAGGAUAUUAACUCAGCAAAAAAAUAAAUUUCCCUUUUUCAGGACCCUGUCUAUCAAAGAUAAUCCGUAUAAAUCCAAAUAAC
Messenger RNA from Oncorhynchus tshawytscha (Chinook salmon), 11056 nucleotides. RefSeq lists its product as uncharacterized. The transcript has 12 exons. The coding region runs from base 1232 to 9937 and encodes 2901 amino acids. NCBI's taxonomy places the organism in Eukaryota, Metazoa, Chordata, Actinopteri, Salmoniformes, Salmonidae. Gene Ontology annotation, molecular function: lipid binding. The record is from RefSeq and is a predicted model, not a curated record.